AGUACAAGAAAUACUACCGGAAUUUUGGAUAUCGCGCGAUAACAUGGCCUCAACAGGAUUGCUGGUGGUGUCCAACAUCAAGCAGCUGGGAAAAUCCCUGCGCAGCAUAGAGAAAUACGUACACUCGCUGUACAUUCAUCUCAAUGUGAAUGCGUCUACGGCGUCACCGCCACCAGCCUGGAGUCGCCUCAUCUCACAGUUGUACGCCGACAGUGGCAGCUAUGUGGGCACGAAGGUGGAUCUGCGAGUGCUCCUGACACCGCUAAAGCUGCAACAACAUGACACGCGAGUUUUGAAACUUCGCAAGCCCGUAGACAUCAUAUUCUCGGACGCACAUCAGCCGGAACUCUGCGAUAGAUUGCGCACAGCGCUUAACAUAAGUAAACCUACCAUUUUUUUGGAAGAUCCCAGCAGCAUGGAUUGGCAGUUACAGCUGCCAACGGAGGCAGCGGAGGGGAGCAGUCAGCAGGUCUAUCCGAACGUGGUUAUUGGCGGCACCUUUGAUCGCAUUCACAUUGGCCACAAGAUAUUCCUCACCCAAGCCGUGCUCCGCGCCCAUAAGCGUCUCGUGGUGGGCGUAACCACGCCUGCAAUGACAAAGAACAAAGUGCUGCCAGAAUUGAUAUUGUCUUACGAGGAGAGGAUUAGACUAUUGCGAGAGUUCCUACUGGAUAUUGAUAAUACGCUGCACUAUGAUAUAGUGCCCAUUGAUGAUCCAUUUGGUCCUACGGCAAGUGAUCCGGAUUUGCAGUUGAUUGUGGUCAGUGGGGAAACGCUUCGUGGUGCUCACAAGGUGAACGAGUUGAGGGCAACUAAACAGCUCUGCCAACUGGAUAUUUAUACCAUUGAUAUUGUGGAGAGCAAGGUGAACGAUGCCAUACACGAGUCAAAGGUUAGCUCCAGCAACACAAGGAUUGAUCUGCUGGGCACACGUUGGCGUCAGCCAGAGGCACGUCCACAUCUGCCCAAUCGACCCUAUAUCAUUGGCUUAACUGGUGGCAUUGCCUCCGGCAAGAGCAAAAUGGCUGCACGUCUGGGACAAAUGGGCGCCCAUGUCAUUGACUGUGACAAGGUUGCUCACGAUGUCUACGAGCCAGGUCAGGAUUGUUAUGAGAAGAUUGUCAAGCAUUUUGGCAAUGGCAUACUAUCAGAAGAUGGACGCAUUGAUCGCACUAAACUUGGCCCUAGGGUCUUUGGUAAUCCGCAGGAGUUGCAGCUGCUGAACUCCAUUGUUUGGCCCGAGCUGAUGGUGGAGGUCAACAAGCGUCUGGCCAAGUUAAGAGCAGCUGCAGAGAUGCCCAAAGUUGUAGUCCUAGAGGCAGCUGUGUUAUUGAAAGCCGGCUGGGAGUCCAACUGUCAUGAGGUCUGGUCCAUGAUUGUGCCGCCCGAGGAGGCAGUCAAACGUGUCAUGGAGCGCAACAAUCUCAGCGAAAAUGAGGCACGCAAUCGUCUGGCCAAUCAAGUGAACAAUGCUGAUAUUGUGGCCAAAUCCCAGGUGAUCUUCAGCUCGCAGUGGGAUUACGAGUUUACCCAGCGUCAGGCGGAACGUGCCUGGCAGAUGCUACACAAGGAGCUGGAGCGCAAGCAGCACAGCAGCCUCUGAAGAUUGGAAAUCUUUAUAAUUGCCAGCUGAUUUCUUUUUAUUUCUUUGUUUGUUGUCACUUAAUUUUAAGUCGAAAGUACAUGGAGCAAAAGCCUGGGUAAUAACAUGGUGUAAAACACUA
Drosophila innubila is the source of this 1724-nucleotide messenger RNA. It is a transcript of the gene Ppat-Dpck, whose product is annotated as bifunctional coenzyme A synthase. The transcript is spliced from 3 exons. Gene Ontology annotation, molecular function: ATP binding; dephospho-CoA kinase activity. Bases 44 to 1603 code for a protein of 519 amino acids. Gene Ontology annotation, biological process: coenzyme A biosynthetic process. The record is from RefSeq and is a predicted model, not a curated record. Lineage: Eukaryota; Metazoa; Arthropoda; Insecta; Diptera; Drosophilidae.